This is a messenger RNA of Clunio marinus, 5393 nucleotides long. NCBI's taxonomy places the organism in Eukaryota, Metazoa, Arthropoda, Insecta, Diptera, Chironomidae. The record is from the annotation of a GenBank genome assembly.
GGUUGUUUAAACGAUUAUUGAUUCUUCUUUUAGUUUCAAAUUUUCAAGCAUAUUUUAAAAUUUUUGAAGAAUAUUUAAAGGUCAAAAAUUGUGCGUUUAUUAGACAAUAGAAGAAUUAUCAAUAAAGUUUUGAGAAGUUUUAUAAAUGUCUGUUCAGUAAAAAAGAGAAAAUGAAGUGGAGACAUAAACAAAGUUCUAACAAAAUAAACGAGUAAGAGAUAAGGUGAAUCAAGAAGAAUAAAAAAACAUUUGGGAGCAUUCAAAGUGAUUUAAAAAUAAAAACAAAUAUCAAAGGCAAUCAACUAUAUCAAAUAAAGCAAACAAAUUUUGUUAGAAAUUAUGAAAUCAAGAAAGAUUAGCGACAGUUUUGCAAUAGUUUUGGUUCACCUUCUGAUAUUUUAUUCUUGCAUAAUUAAAUGCUUUGGAAAAGACUCGUAUGCUUACACAAAAGAUACUUCAAUUACGAAGAGUGAAAAGCUGAGAAUUUGCAUUGUCGAGAACCGGGGAUCUUUUCAUCGCACGGAGAAGUUUUGUCCAACGCUUGAAAAACAAACAAAUAUUGAAUGCAUUAUCGGCGUUGAUCGUUCAGACUGCGCGAGAAGAAUUAGCAAAGGCUACGCACACUUUGGCGUUUUUUCAAGUGAAGAUUUGGUUGGCGCCAGAUGGGCUAGCUUAGAGAUAUUAGUAACAAGCGAAAUACGUUUUCAUUCCGAACCAUUCGAAUAUGGUGUGGUUGUAGUUGUAGACAAUGAAGCGAACAUUCACUCAGCAGCUGAUCUCAAGAGUUCUCAUCUUUGUCAUCCCGGCAAAGGUUUAGACAAUAAUUGGAAUGACAUUAUUUCUGAUUAUCUGGAAAAUGUUAUGGUUGCCAGAGGAUGUGAGACUGAAAUAACGCUUCCAGAGUCAAGAAUAAAAGCAACAGCUAAUUAUUUCGCUGAAAGUUGUAAAGCCGGUCCCUGGGUUAAUGAUCCAAUGCAAGAUAAAAAAUUAAAAGCUAAAUAUCCAUCAUUGUGUUCACUUUGUUACAAUCCUUCAGUGUGUGGUGUUGGAGAUAAGCAUUGGGGUCGUCGUGGUCCACUCUAUUGCUUAACAAGUGGAUCAGGAGAAAUUGCUUAUGUUCGACUAGAUGACGUAAAAAGUUUCUUUGGAUUCACGGGAUUAACACCAGAGAGUGAUCCAAAUAAUUACAGUUAUUUGUGCCCUGACAGUCACCUUCAACCGUUAAAUGUUGAAAAUCCUUGCACUUGGAUCGAUAAACCUUGGUCGGUGUUAGCAGCAAAAAGAUCGCACGCUCAAAAGGUGCAAGAAUUAUUCAGAGAAAUCGACGUGACAAUCGAAUGGCAACAAGCACUUCUUCAACUUUUAGAAUCUUAUCACGUAAACAUUACGAGUUUAGACUUUCCCAUAACAAUUGAUGAUUAUUUGGAUAAAAGUUCCGGUUAUCAAAGUGCUCAUAGUUUUCCAGCUUGUUAUCCCCCAAGACAGAUCGUUUAUUGUACCACAAAUUUAAUAGAGUUUAGCAAGUGCAGUUGGCUUCAAGAGAUUUCAACAGUUUAUGGUAUUGAACCGAACUUUCAAUAUUUGGAAGGAAAGGUAGCUUGUUUUCCUUCAUCUCGUGGUGCCUCAUUCUCAUCAGUAUCGGAAACAUUAAAUAGAUUAAAUCUUAUUCCAAAUAACUGUUCAAGUUCGGUAGAAAGAUUUUUCUCAAGGAAAUCUUGUUUUGGAAAUCAAAAGUCAAAAUAUUGUAAAAAUAAUUUCGUGGGUGAAGAUGGGCCAUUAAGGUGCUUAAAAGAUUAUGGUGAUGUUGCAUUUAUGAACUUGGAAGCUUUCACAAAUUUCACUGCUCAAAAUAAAAAUAUUAAGGAAUUUAGGACUAUAUGUCCUUUUCAAAAUGUAAAUAAAUAUUUGAAAUCAAGUGAUAUCUGCUACUUAAGUUGGACCUCAAAAGGAGUAUUAUUAACAAGUAAGGAUAAAAGUCAAAUGAGAAUCAACGAGAUUGUAAAUGCGCUUAAAACAAUGGACAAUCACUUUGGAAAACAUAAAUUCCGAUCAGGAAACAUACCUUUCACACUCUAUGGACCAUUCGAUCAAAAGAAUAAUGUUAUUUUUAGAGAUGCAACUGAUAUGCUUAAGACAAACUUUGAGUUUAAAAAAACAAGUUUUGAGAGAAACUCAGAAGAUUAUUUCGACUCUUUAAUAGAAAAUAAUCAAUAUUGUAACAAAUCUGGGUCAAAAUGUGUUCUUAGUGGUAUAUUGAGUUUGAUAACAACCACGAAAACAGCUGCUCGAGCAGGCACGAGUGCACUGAAAGAUGAGAAAACAACGAAAGCAAACAAAUUGUCUACAAAUGAUAAAAAUGUUGCUGAUAAAAAAUCGGUGACAAAGAAAUCAGACUUUGGAUUAUCAGCUAAAACAACAAAUGGAAAUAAAGCGUCAAUAAAACUCAAAAGCUCGUCUUUAGUGACAGUGAAAGCUCCUGAAAAGCCGAAAUCAUUGAGUAAGAAAAAUGUUAUGAACACAAUUCACAAUGUGACAGUCGCUUCACCUCCUUCUUCUGCUUCAAAAGAAAGAACAGCAUUGCCUACAAAAAAGGAGCCAAUUAAGGCAAGUAACCACACAAGAUCAAACACAAGAACAAUACCGCCAGAAGAUUCAAUCUUACAUAAGCAUAAACUUUUGGAAAACGAACAAAAAGAAACAAAGCUAAAUAUAAAAGAUCCUGUUGCCUUUGAUAUCAAUUUCAAAGAAGACAAAAAAGAGAAAAAAGUUGAAGCUAAAGAUGAAGAUGAGUACAAUUACGAAAGUGAUUUUGAAUCAUAUGAAAGUGACUUUGAAUCAGAAGUUCCAUCAACAAAUUCAUCAAAAGACAACAGUGACGUUGACGACGAAGUCAAAUCGGUUCCAACAACAAAUAUCCAUAAAGAACGUGAUUCGGGUAGUUUUGAAAUGAAUUCAAAGAAAUCUGCAUCGCCUACAAUUCCUUACGACAGCAUUGAAGACACAAUCAAUUCUCAUGACAGCGGAAUUUCUUAUGAUGACUUAGCAGCUACAACAAGCAAGCGAUCAUUAGGCUCAAAACAAAAAGAAAUCUACAAACGAGGAAAAGAAUUGAUGAAAAAGAUAACAUUUGAUGAACAAAACUUUAAUAUUUUUGAGUCAAAACAAAUUCCAUACGAAACUUUCAUGUCAGUUUAUGGUCAACGUGGAAUGACUCAAAUUUCUACGCAAUCAGAAUCUAUGAUGUUGUCUGACGAGGUUCAAACUGAUGCAAUUAUGAAAUCUGAAAUUUGGACUCAAUGUCCACCGAAAUUCACUAAAUCUGGUCUUGAAAUUGUCAAUUCGAAGAAUUAUAAUGAAGAAAAGUUGGGAGUUGGUGAAGGUGAGAUUGAAAAGAACAACUUUAAUGAUAUUUCCGAUGAUUUAUCAUUCAACAUUGAGGCUAUCAAUAAUUUCUCCAAGAACGAAUUUGAAAUAAACUUCAAAUCAAUUUCAAAUGUGAAUUCAAAUGAUGUCCAUAAAUUCAUUGAAAAUGCUGCUUUGACAAUGUCAAAUGUUCUUGAUCGCCAUUCAAAAAUUCUAGAACUUCAACCAAGUCAUUUACCAAUCAGUCGUGGCUUAAUUAAACUUCAAUUUGAAGAUAACAAAUUAUUAUCAAACACAAUCAUCACAAAGAUUUAUACAAACAAAAAUAUUCACAAUUUCCUUCUCACUGUUCACAAGCAACAAAACAAUCAAGAAAAUAUUUUGUGUCUUUGGGAUGUUUUACUCAACAAGCAACCGAUUAAGAUGUUUAAGUCGUGGAGUGAAUUAAAAUGCUUGGAAAUGCAUGAUCAUCAACGUGAUGUUCUCGUUGGUGGUUGUAACGAUGGAACGAUUUGUUUAUGGGAUGUUCAAGAAUUCAACGAGUGGAGUGACGAAAGUAUGGAAAUGUCGAUGAUUAAACCUUGCGAGAUUGUCUCGUUAAGUCAAACAGUCAUUGAAUUCACUUUCGAUAAUGUGGUUGCUUUAAGAAGUUUACCUUAUCGAGAACAUAAAAACACUAAGUCAGUCUUUGCACAGUCACAGGCAUCACAGAUUUGUUCAUUACAACAAAGUGGAACAGUCACAAUUUGGACAAUUUCACGAACCCACUUCGAUGAGGUUGGAAGUUUAAAUCCGAGGAAAUCUGACUUGAAAUUCAGUCAUGUAAAGAGUCGAAUUAAAUUAUUGAGAAAUGUCGUUAUUGAACUGAACAACUUGACGAAGAAAAUCCCCGAGAAAGAAGGAAAAUUAACAAGAAAAUCGGCAUUUGAAAAAACUCGCUAUUACUUCGAAAACGAUUUGUUUAACGAUAAAGUUCUUCGUGAACUUCAAGAAAUCGAUACAAAUCGUUUAAAUAAAGCUAAAAAUCCAUUUGAUGACGAUGAUUUAUUGAGAUUUAAUGAUUGUACGAUUGGACUUAAUGAAAUUCUCGCAACAACUGACUUGAAUUACAUCGUUGCGAUAUCUCGUCUGAAUUUAGCUGAUAAGACAAGAAAAAUUUUCACGAAUGAAUCAAGUUUCGUGUCGUCGACAGUGAUUAAGUUUCACCCAAUUAAUUCGAAUAUUCUAGCGGUCGGUCAAGCGAAUGGUGAAGUUAGAUUUAUGAAAAUUUAUGAUGACGAUCAGUCGCCUUCAAGUCACGCUUCUAAGAAUGCCAGGAAGUCAGUUGACACUUCUUCGAGUGUCAAUAACGAUGUUCUAUCGAAAUCUUGUGCUUUUCAAAACAUCGUUGAGAAGGAAAAGAAACUUUACGACGAGACACAAGCUCUGAAUAAUCUCGAGUGUGAUGAACUCAAAGCGUUUCUUGUCAACGAAGCGUUAUCGAAACAAUUUUACGAACAUAACGAUGCACGAGAGAACUUCAAAGCUCCUUUCGAUAAGAACAUUUUCAACUCAUUUGAAGUCUCUCCAGGUGCCGUCACUUCCAUUGAGUUCAAUAAAAUGGGAGAGUUUAUGUUUGUCAUUGUUGGGAAAAAGUUGAGAAUCUUCAAUUGCUGGUUGAAUGCGAAAGUUGAUCAUGAAGAGAAACGAAACAUUGUCGAUGUCAAAUGUGUGAUUGGAGCUGAUUCGACUGAAUAUUUGAUUCUUGUCACGAAUGAAAAUGAAGUUCUUAUCAACAAACUCAAACACUAAUUUAUUGCACUUUAAAAUUGUUGAAUUGCUUUUGAUGAAGAAGAUUUUUGAAAUAAAUUUGUGAUCUUUGAACAUUUUUUUUUGCCUUCCCUGAUGAUUUCGAGUAAUUUUUUCUUUCAGUAAUUUGAAGAUUAAAUUUGUGGAGAUGACGGCAUGGCGAUUGAAGUCAAAGCUCGUGAGUUGCAUAAAAUUUGACGUAGUGUGCAAACUUCUUCUCUUAAGGCAAUUGUUUGCGCCCU